AUGUCGCAAUAUCAUAACAUGCCUCCCCUAGGAGUGUACAUCCCUCCGAACCAAAGCCAGAGUACCCCACCGCAAGGCUAUACUGCACACCAUCAGCAGCAGGGUUACCAGCAAUCACAAGCUUCCACAACAUACACAUCGUCAGGUUCAGGUCAUGGACAGCCUGGCCAGUCACACAAAGCUGGCGGGGGAACGUUUGGCCAGAUGAUGAACCAAGCAGUCACAACCGGCAAGCCGAUGCUGAACAAAUUAAGCAAGACCAUCAGCUCAAAGCUAGGGAGCAAGCAAUCUACACCUGCGACUCCGCAACACCUCCAAAGUUACCAAAACUACCAACAGCAGUACGCUCAACAAGCUCAGACUUACGGCCAGCAGCAGAGCCACGUUCUGAACCCCCAGAUUCAGCAUGCCCAGCAACAACCGCAAGCACCGAGCGCUUAUCCUACCCAACAGCCCCCUUACCAGCAGCCGAACCACGACUCGGGAAACAGCGAUUACCUUACCCAUCAAGCGUCGUCAACAACGCAUGCGCCGUACAAUCAAGCUGCUUUACCAUCACAGCAGUCUUCGCAUGUAGGCUACAACGGCAGUCCAAUUGGGCAAGGAGGAAACGGAAUCGCAGUAGGAGAGCAACAUGUGCAGGUACAACAAGAUCAAUACCACCAAGGGCAAACGAGCCAGACCCUGGCUCAAGGACAACACCAACAGCAGCCUUUGCAGGCUCAAUACACUGGCCAGCAGACGGGUGUCGUUGGAGGCUCUUUGCUUCAUGGGUCGACUCCGCAAUCACCAGAGCCUCCACACGCAUCGCCACAGUCACCAGCGCCGCAGCAAUCCCAGUGGCACAACCCUCACACGAGCUCGGGGCAAUCUUUCUCUUCCACAUAUCAGCAGCCUCUAGUUUCCAACACUCACUCACAGUCGUACUUUUCAACUGCAAAUGCGCAGGGCCAGGCCAACAGUCAACAGUGGACUCCACUGUCUCCGACAGGCUCUGAAGGUCAAUACCAAGGCUGCUCACCAUCUGCUUCAAUCAACCCCGCGCCUCCACUACCGGUUCAAAGUAAACCGCCAGGGGUAUCGAACGUCUCGCCGCAACAGUCUCAAAGCUCUACUCCUGCCCCACAAUCAACUGCUGCAUACUCACGACCGCCAACAGAGUUCAUCGCAGAGUUACCGGCUGAUAUGGGCAGCUUGAGCAUUGAAGAGGCAAAGCCUUUUAAACACGCUCCAUCACCGUCUUCCGAACAGGCGUCGCCGUACCAAGCUUAUCAGACAUCGUCUGCACAGACUGGACCGUCUUCUCCUAGUUUCACUAUCGCCCGCCGAGCUGUUUCCGUGAGCCACGUGCCGUAUGCCGACCCAUGGCGAUUUGCCGAUCCUCUCACUGAAAUUCCCACGCGUGAGUUCUACGUUCUCGCAGACUUGCUGUUCGAUGCACUAGACAGGAAGUUCGAGCCACAAAACACCGGACUGCUGGAAGCAAGCAAGAUACUGAAAAGCUGGAUUGAUUUGACUGAAGACGCAAUCCAACUCUUUUCGUAUAAGUCUUACAGUGCGUUUGGUAAGAUGUGGAGUCUGCAAGGCAUACCACAUCUCAUGGUACCUUGUCAACCAUCGUUGUCGCCAAUUUGGAACUUCAGCCAGCACCCACAUGCUCAAGAGCUCAAGCUCUCUUCGGAGUACACAAGGGUAGCGUUUUACGCAACAUAUAUGCCCGCGCUCAACCGCGCUGGAUGGUACAAGUUUUUCUUCCUCGAGAUGAUGCACGGUCCCGACAACAUCAACAAGCUGAUGCCUGCGCUCUGUCUUGAGACUUAUAAGCCCGGAGUCUUGCACCAUCCAGAUCUGACUAAACGUGAUAAAGCAGAGGCGCCUGCGCUUCAGGCAAGAGCUGCCGAGAUACAGUCUGCUGCCAUCAAUCAGGUAUGCAAUGAGAUCAAGGCGGCAAUGCUCGUUGAACCAGAUGUUUGA
Ascochyta rabiei is the source of this 1974-nucleotide messenger RNA. RefSeq names its product D-xylulose reductase. The record is from RefSeq and is a predicted model, not a curated record. The transcript is spliced from 2 exons. Bases 1 to 1974 code for a protein of 657 amino acids. Lineage: Eukaryota; Fungi; Ascomycota; Dothideomycetes; Pleosporales; Didymellaceae.